UCGGCUGUGUCCACCAGCAGUAAGUUAAAAGGACCCCUUGUUUUUAAAACUUUUUUACUUGCAUUGCUACGAGAGAAUUGGAUCAACAGAAACACAGAGGAUAGAGAGAGAUGGGCAGUGAGAAGAAGCAGGUGAUGGUAGCAAUAGACGAGAGCGAGUGCAGCCGGUACGCGCUCCAGUGGACUCUUGACAAUCUAAGCCAAACCAUAGACGACAACUCACAACUUGUACUCUUUACUGUACAGCCCAUUUCUGAAUGCACUUAUGCUUAUGCUUCCUCUUUUGGUGCUGCCCCUCCGGAAUUGAUUAGGUCUAUUCAAGAAAAUCAGAAUAAGAUUGCAUCGACUCUCUUAGAGAAAGCUAAGCAAAUCUGCGCCAACAACGGGAUUGUUGCAGAAACGGUGACAGAAGUUGGGGAUCCUAAAGUGGCAAUAUAUGAAGCUGUGGAAAAGCUCAACAUUCAAUUACUUGUACUGGGCAGCCAUGGCCGUGGAGCUAUAAAAAGAACUACUGUGCAUGCAUGUGUGUCUGGGAAUUGGUUUCAUUCCGGUAUUUCUUUUAUUUUCAAAUAAGAAAAUUAUGGUCAAUUUAUACUGAGAAGACAUGGUGUAUUGCACAAACAAAAAAUGUCGAUUAGAAUUGUUAUGUACAGUUUUCUGUUUUGAUAGAACAUGGAAAAAACUUUUCAUUUGAUAGAUGGUAUAAAAGGCAGGGGCAGUUUGGGUCCAAUGUCCAGUGGCAUUGGACCCGUUGUUAGACAUGUGUCACCAUCCAACCGGGUGCAGUGCACUGGACCUAAUCUGGAUCCAUAAAAGGCUGAGGAAACUUAAUUAUGCCUUUGAAAAGGAUAAUUAAGUAUUAGUUGUUGGUGUGGUACAAGUCAAUUCCUUUCAGCUCAAUUAUACUUGAAUCAGAAGUACUAAACAUCGACAAUACACCAAUAUAUGCAUUGUCUUUUGUCUGCUCAAUUUACCAAAAUGGUGGGAAAAGUUUUAAGAUGCAUGACAAGUUGUGACAAAAACUGUAUAAUAAGUUGUAAUCUUAACAUUGUUCAUGCAAUAUUUAAUGGAAAAUGUUAAUGUCAUCGUAAGGUGUUUGUUAAGGAUGAUUUAUUGUGGAAUCUACUUAAUAAAAAAUUGGUAUAAAUUGAUGAAAUGACUUAAAAUAAUACUGAAGUGACAAGUGAAACUCAAAAAGUUGGCUUUAUUGACUCUAUACCCUAUAAAAUUGAUCAAAAAUCUAACUAAAAGUUAGCUUUAUUAACAUAAAGUUGUUUCUUAACGAGCACCUUGCGAGGUGUCCCGUUAACACUACCCAUAUAUUAUAGGAUAACUACAACAUAAAAAGUUGGACAUAAGUUGGGAGUGUUUGGAAACUCUAGAAUUAAUAACUAUUUAUCAAUCUUACGAAAAGGGAAAAACUAUUUUUAUAUUUCACUAUUGUUAUAAAGUGUAUAAUGUAGUUCCAAAGUGGCAAAAAUUAGACACAUUUUUACCUAUAAUGUACACUUCAUAUCAUACUAUUCAUGUAUGUUUUAGGAAAAAACAACUUAUAUGUGAUAAGUUGAGCUUGUUGGUGGUCUAUAACUUACCCGAAUUUUAUUUGGAUGACCUUUUUUUUUGCGUAUGUUAUUUCUUACAUUGAUUGCAGAUCGUGAUCCUAAUGUUUGCUCAUUUAAUGUGGUAAAAUGGCAUGUGAUAUAGGAUGUUCACGAAAUGGUCUGUUUGGAUACAACUUAUUUUUACUGAAAUUGAAAAACUGAAAACACUGUAACAAAAUAAUUUUUAAAUGGGUGAAUAGUGUUGUAAGACUCGUGAAUAGUACGUGAACAGUGCCUUUUGUCUCCUGCACAGUGCUCACAUGUGAUGUUACUGUUCACAUGCUGAAAAAAAAAAAAGGAGGGGGGGGGGGGG
Messenger RNA from Quercus robur (English oak), 1913 nucleotides. Its product is annotated as universal stress protein A-like protein. Lineage: Eukaryota; Viridiplantae; Streptophyta; Magnoliopsida; Fagales; Fagaceae. The transcript has 4 exons. The record is from RefSeq and is a predicted model, not a curated record. Bases 111 to 572 code for a protein of 153 amino acids.